Messenger RNA from Saccostrea echinata, 3233 nucleotides. RefSeq names its product C-1-tetrahydrofolate synthase, cytoplasmic-like. The coding region runs from base 61 to 2865 and encodes 934 amino acids. Gene Ontology annotation, biological process: tetrahydrofolate interconversion. Lineage: Eukaryota; Metazoa; Mollusca; Bivalvia; Ostreida; Ostreidae. The record is from RefSeq and is a predicted model, not a curated record. The transcript is spliced from 24 exons. Gene Ontology annotation, molecular function: ATP binding; formate-tetrahydrofolate ligase activity; methylenetetrahydrofolate dehydrogenase (NADP+) activity. Gene Ontology annotation, cellular component: cytosol.
ACGUCUCGGCGUGGAAUGAUAUCCACCUAACAUUUCAGAAAAUAGCACAGUUGGAACAAAAUGGCUAAUAUUCUAAGUGGAAAGGAUGUUUCAGAGGAAAUAAGAGCAAAACUCAAGUCAGAUAUUGAAAGCUACAAGAAGAUUAAACCCGGUUUUCUACCAGGACUAGCUGUUGUACAGGUAGGGGAUAGAGAAGAUUCUAAUGUGUACAUUAAGCAGAAGCUCAAAAAUGCAGAAACAGUUGGAGUAAAUGCCACCCAUGCCAAACUUCCACAGACAGCUACACAGACAGAGGUUCUUCAAACUGUGGAGAAAUUUAACACUGAUCCAAGUAUACAUGGAAUUGUUGUUCAGUUGCCCUUGGAUUCUGUAAAUGAAAUAGAUUCACACUUGGUCACCAAUGCCAUUAAACCAGAGAAGGAUGUUGACGGACUACAUGAGUCCAAUGCUGGAAAACUGGCCAGAGGUGACCUUCAGGAGUGUAUAUUUCCUUGUACUCCAAGGGGAUGUCUAGAGCUUAUUAAAAAAUCUGGUGUGUCGGUGGCGGGUAAAACUGCCGUGGUUCUGGGGCGCAGUAAGAUUGUAGGGUCCCCUAUGGCAGACCUCUUAAAAUGGAACCAUGCUACCGUGACAGUGUGCCACUCCAAGACACAGAAUCUGCCAGAUAUUGUGAAAACAGCAGACAUUUUAGUGGCUGCCGUGGGAAAAGCAGAGUUUGUGAAAGGGGAUUGGGUGAAACCUGGAGCUGUCGUCAUAGAUUGUGGCAUCAAUUCCAUUCCAGAUGACACAAAGAAGUCUGGGAAACGUUUGGUCGGUGAUGUGGCCUUUGAGGAGGUUAAAAGUGUUGCCUCCUGGAUCACCCCUGUCCCUGGGGGUGUGGGACCAAUGACUGUGGCUAUGUUACUGCAGAACACUUUUGAGCAGGCCAAGAGAAUGGUGGAGAGAUCAGGGGGUAAUGGUGUGUGGAAUUUACAGUUGCUGCCCUUGAACUGCAAAACUCCAGUUCCAAGUGACCUUGAAGUUGCCCAGUCACAGACUCCAAAGAAUGUGGAACUUAUAGCAAAGGAGAUUGCCCUCCUCCCACAAGAGGUGGACUUGUAUGGGAAGAAGAAAGCCAAAGUCUCCUUGGAUGUCCUCAAAAGGCUACAGGGACAGAAAGAUGGCAGAUACAUUGUUGUUACAGGUAUAACACCAACACCACUUGGUGAGGGCAAAAGUACAACCACCAUUGGUCUGGCUCAGGCAUUAGGAGCAGCACUGAAGAAGAAUGUGUUUGCUUGUGUCAGGCAGCCUUCCCAGGGGCCAACAUUUGGCAUUAAAGGUGGCGCUGCAGGUGGGGGGUAUUCACAGGUCAUUCCAAUGGAGGAGUUCAACUUGCAUCUGACAGGAGAUAUUCAUGCCAUCACAGCAGCCAAUAAUCUAUUGGCAGCUCAGAUUGAGGCUCGUAUGUUUCAUGAGAGCACACAGAAAGACGAGGACUUGUAUCGCAGACUUGUUCCCGAUAACAAAGGAAAACGUGCCUUCUCCAAAAUCCAGCUUUCCAGGCUACAGAAACUUGGAAUUGCCAAAACAGACCCUAAUGAACUAACCCCAGAAGAAAUCAACAAGUUUGUGCGGCUUGACCUUGAUCCAGCCACCAUUACAUGGCAGAGAGUGAUGGAUACAAAUGACCGGUUCCUGAGAAAAAUAACAGUUGGUCAAGGGCCACUGGAGAAAGGUCACACCCGAGAGUGUCAGUUUGAUAUCACUGUAGCCAGUGAAAUCAUGGCAAUCCUUGCACUGACAACAGGCCUGCAAGACAUGAGAGAGAGGCUAGGGAAAAUGGUGGUAGGAACCAGCAAAGCAGGGGUACCAGUCACAGCAGAUGACUUGGGUGUAAGUGGGGCAUUAGCUGUAUUGAUGAAGGAUGCCAUCCGACCAAAUCUUAUGCAAACACUGGAGGGAACUCCAGUCUUUGUACAUGCAGGACCUUUUGCCAAUAUUGCUCAUGGAAAUUCAUCAAUCAUUGCAGACAAAAUAGCUCUUAAACUUGUGGGAGAAAAUGGAUUUGUUGUAACUGAGGCCGGUUUUGGUGCUGACAUUGGAAUGGAGAAAUUCUUCAACAUCAAGUGCAGGACCUCUGGGCUGGUCCCCAAUGCUGUGGUGCUGGUGGCGACAGUGAGAGCACUCAAAAUGCAUGGGGGUGGCCCCACAGUCACUGCAGGAGUACCACUGCCCAAAGCUUACACAGAAGAGAAUCUUGAGCUUCUGGAGAAAGGUUGUUCAAAUCUGAGAAAGCAGAUAGAAAAUGCCAACAAAUUUGGAGUGCCAGUUGUUGUGGCCAUUAAUUCAUUUGUCACUGAUUCCCCAGCUGAAGUAGAGCUGGUGAAAUCGUUUGCCAAGAAGAAUGGAGCAUACAAUGCUGUGAUUUGCAGUCAUUGGGCAAAAGGUGGCGCUGGUGCUGCAGACCUAGCAAAAGCUGUGGAGACAGCCACCAGUCAACCAAGCAACUUCAGGUUCCUCUAUGAUGUCAAGUUAACAAUAGAGGAGAAGAUAGAGACAAUCUGUAAAGAGAUUUACGGGGCUGACGGGAUCGAGGUGCUGCCUCUGGCACAGGAGCAGAUUAACAGAUAUAAGAGCCAGGGCUUUAAUGAUUUGCCAAUUUGCAUGGCCAAAACUCACUUAUCCUUAUCACAUGACCCUACCAGGAAAGGAGAACCAAAAGGGUUUGUGGUUCCAAUCCGAGAAGUUAGAGCCAGUAUUGGAGCAGGCUUUAUUUUCCCACUCCUUGGAACGAUGACAACUAUGCCUGGACUACCCACACGUCCAUGCUUCUACGACAUCGAUAUUGACCCCGAGACUGAGGAAAUUGUUGGUCUGUCUUAGAUGGACGAAGCACACUUUUUUGAGUGACUUAAAAAAAAAAUUGCUGUCAGAUUCAAAAGGGUAACUUAGAGAGCAGAUUGACAUAAUUAAAAAUAACCAAACAAAAAUUAACUUGUGAUUUAUAAUAAAAGUACAUCAUUUAAUCAAGAAGACAUUUUAUAAUCUGUAUCAUCAAUAUAUUUCUAGUCUGUUUUUCAUCACUGGUGAUACAUGUAGUUGCUUACUGUGUGUCCAUCAUUAAUGUCAUGCUGUUUUAUUCCACUACAAUCAUAAAAAAAAUCGAGUUAAUGAGUAUUAUUUUUUGUUAUAAUUAGUAUGCUUUGUUAUAAUGAAAUACAAUCAGGAAAUAAAAUUUUGUUAAUACUUUA